Molecule: messenger RNA, 410 nt
Organism: Staurois parvus
Lineage: Eukaryota; Metazoa; Chordata; Amphibia; Anura; Ranidae
Source: the annotation of a GenBank genome assembly
AUGUUCACAUAGACACAUGUACGUACAUACACACAAACACAUGUACAUGCACACACACACAGACACAUGUACACACACAUAUAAAUGUACAGAUACACACAUGUAUAUACACACAGACACAUGUACAUACACACACACACAGCAGCCCUAUAAAAAGUUACAGUACUUUGUUGUUCACUCACAGAGCUGGGUACUGCACUGUAGGGGGAGGCAGAGAGCACAGCACACACUCCUUCCUUUGCUUUCACUGCGCUCAGCUAUUGAGCAGUCUGAUGGCUCCCAGUGCAAGUGACAGAGCCGGCCUAAGCUCCGAGCCUGCUCAGCAAGACGGCCCUGGGGGACACACUCGCCCCCACCAUAAUGUCUACUCGCCAUUGGCGAGCAGGUGAGUGGAAAUUUCAGGGCCUGAU